Molecule: messenger RNA, 1333 nt
Organism: Oppia nitens
Lineage: Eukaryota; Metazoa; Arthropoda; Arachnida; Sarcoptiformes; Oppiidae
Exons: 2
Coding region: 130-1302 (390 amino acids)
Biological process (GO): mRNA catabolic process; sno(s)RNA catabolic process
Cellular component (GO): nucleus
Molecular function (GO): snoRNA binding; phosphodiesterase decapping endonuclease activity
Source: RefSeq, a predicted model, not a curated record
AUUUGUAAUAAUGUAAACAUAUAUUUAUGACACAAUUGAAUGACACGAUUGCAAUAACCGAUUAAUUAAUUGACAGUUAGUUAACAUAACAAUACAAUUGUCCGAUCAGUCAGUCAGUCCGAUACAGUUAUGGCCACCACUACUACUACUACCACCAACACUGACCGCCGCCAUCAAUACAUAUCGCUAGAGUUGGACGCGUCAACCGAACUUCGCGACUGCAAACAUGCGGCCCAUUGUCUGCUAUAUUCUUCCGCCGACUGUUCUGGCCGUCACUUAGUGUUACUGCAGAUGCGUUUUGACGGACUAUUGGGAUUUGCCGGCGGCGAAGUAGAAGUGGCCGAUGUUACCGUCGCUGAUAUUGUCGACGCCACCAAUCGUGAACUCGAAGAAGAAAUUAACUAUCGUUUCGAUGGUGUCACGCGUGACGACUGGAUUUGUACCCAUCGUGACAGUGGUUCGCCAUUUGUUCAGCACUUCUUUGCCAAAGAGCUGACCGCCGAUCAGUUGCGUCAAUUGGAGACGACUCACACCACUGCUGAACACUUUCCUUGCGAGUCAUUAGGUUUAUUUCGGGUCCCAAUCGGCGGUUUCGAUCAGAAGGGAACGUCGCGAAAGUUUUUGAUCAACUUUUUGGGCCAACGUUUUGCCGGUAAUGCCAGACAACAGUUCAUUGAAACAGUUAAAAAGCUAUCGCUGGUCAGCGAUGACGACCUCAAAUGGAUGGAAAGUCACUCUGAGUUGACAACUGAUAGUGGUUUGGCUGUCGGUAGCGAAACCGGUAUCGAAAUUAAGACUCUGUUGCGUACGGAUCUCGACGUUCAUUAUUAUGACGAAUCGGUAAACGUAACGUACGGACUGAUGAUUGUCAGAGAGGACGGACUGUUCGACUUUGUUGGCCGACAUUAUGUUAGCUCUGGUGAUAACGUCGGCGGCGGCGACGACACCGAUAGCAACCGUAAACUUUGGUUACAAUCCUUAAGACAACAUAUUGUCCACGAUUUGGGCAAAGAUAUCAUACCUCUGGAACAGACAACUAGUGAUGUGAUAUCUGUCGACAAUAAUUUGUGCCAUAUUUUCGACAUACAAUUAAGUGAUAGCCAUUUCUGUCAAAUCGAAACCAAUUUAGUCGAGUCGACAAACUAUGGCUGCAAAGUGUUCGGCAUUUUUCGAGUUCCGCUUGUAUUUCGCGGUUCGACCUCAAAGGCCAACCAAUAUGUUCAGCGAUUCUUCAAUGGAUUUCUUAGUCAACGAUUUGCCGGCAAUUCUAGGAAUCAUAUCAAACAUAUUUACGACAAAUAAUAUUUAGUAUAGAAAAUGCUUAUGUUUUAAG